Molecule: messenger RNA, 920 nt
Organism: Botrytis cinerea B05.10
Lineage: Eukaryota; Fungi; Ascomycota; Leotiomycetes; Helotiales; Sclerotiniaceae
Exons: 1
Coding region: 244-837 (197 amino acids)
Biological process (GO): negative regulation of protein kinase activity
Cellular component (GO): nucleolus
Molecular function (GO): double-stranded RNA binding; protein kinase inhibitor activity; protein kinase binding
Source: RefSeq, a predicted model, not a curated record
GGCGGGCCUGGCCCAGGCUGUAGAUUAGUCAGGGGUUGGCGACAAGGCUGCAGAAUCUAAACUCCCAAAUUAAACAAAACCUUAUUCUUCAAACCUCAAAACAGCUACCAUAUAGUAAACAUUGCAGCCGUUGUCCGCAAUUCAAUACAAUACCAGCAGCAAAAACGCAAUAAAGACAUCAGACCGGAAAGUCUUGCUUAAAAACAGACGGUCACAUAGUCAUUGAUCAAAGCAUUUUCAACAAUGUCUGAAAACAUCCCCGAAUCCAUUCCCACAUCCGCCGACCCUCGUUCCAAGCGUCCUCUGAAACGCCGUGCGAUAUCUCCUCGCUCGGAAACUGCCUCUCAUAUCGACAAGCUGAUGUCCACCGGCUUGCCCGAGGACGGAAAAUUCACAGACAAAAAUGCUUCAGGCACGAGGAUAACAGGAGCUGUUCCUGAAAUUGUGCAGAAUGUGCAAGGAAGUUCCGCAGGAGCUGGGUCGGGGGAGUUUCACGUAUACAAAGCGAGUCGUAGAAGGGAAUAUGAGAGAUUGAAAGGGAUGGACGAGGAGGUUAGAAAGGAAGAGGAAGCGGAGCAAUGGGAAAGGGAGAAAAAGGAGAGGGAAGAGAAAGAUGCCGAAAAGACUAGAAAGGCUAGGGAGAAGAGGGAAAAGAAGAGACAGAAGAAAAGUGGUAAGGGCGACCAUUCUAGCGUUGUUGCCGGUGCGCAAGCAGGAAAAUUCAUGCCUAGGAUUGAUGCAAAUGUUAGAGGAGAUGAUGUCAAUGAGGUAUCUGGGUCAAAUACUGUUGGAGAGGCACAGGAACAAGUCGGCGUUAUCAUCCACGAUGAUGAUUGAUGACUGAUGGAUAAUUCGAGUUCGGAAAAGCUCAACUUCACCAGUGAUUUCAGAUUCCUGCACAGUCAGAAUUUUCAUAGGUA